GAGAGAGGAACUGGGGUGAGCAAGCGUUGUGGCUUUGUCUGUUUCCUGUUUCAGCAAGGCUGCUGUGCAGAAAGAAAGACAGUACGAAGAAGGAAAAUGCUAAGGGGGCCCAGGGCCAUGGACUGACAGCUUGCACUUGACCCAGCUGCUGCCUUGCCCCAUCUGAGACCACAGCCAAGAUCUGCCCAGCAGCUGGAAUGCUUUCCUGAGCUGCUUGGUUUGGAGCCUGGAACCCAAGACCCAGGCAGCUAUUCCAGGAACUGGAAGCCAAGCACAACAGGUGCUCAGGAGGUCAUCAUGAUCAGCCUGGACCCCAGGCCUUCCCCUGGCUUGGCCCGGUGGGCCGAGAGCUAUGAGGCCAAGUGUGAGCGCCGGCAAGAGACCCGUGAAAGCCGCCGUUGCCGCCCCAAUGUGACCACUUGCCGCCAGGUGGGGAAGGCGCUGAGGACCCAGCAGAGAGAGCAGCUCCAGAGAGCACGACAACAGGAGUUCUUCAGGAGGAGGAACCUGCAGGUGGAGGAGAAAGGCAAGACACAGAGCCCCAGGGCCAAGGAGCACGGUCCCUCGAGGAGGCCAGGCCAGCCAACUGACCUCAAGGAGCCCUUGUCUUGGGCCAGCAGGAUCUCCUCCUCCCCCCAGCAGCAGGUGUCAGGAACCAGCUCUGACGCCUUUCCAACCCAGCGUCACCCUUCCUCAAGCACCCAGAGGGAUCUGGCUCACCUCUCCUCCCAGGCUGGGGGCCUUUCACCACAGGACUCUCCCAUCAAGAAGCCACCCACACACCACCGUGGCACUCAGACAAAGGCAGAAGAAGCCCAGCCAACAAUUAAGAAUGAUGCCAGUCAGCAAACCAAUUAUGGAGUUGCAGUUCUAGAUAAGGAAAUCAUCCAGCUUUCUGAGUACCUCAAAGAGGCCCUCCAAAGGGAACUGGUUCUAAAACAGAAAAUGGUGAUUCUCCAAGACCUACUGUCCACGCUGAUAAGGGCCUCUGACAGCUCUUGGAAGGGCCAGCUUAAUGAAGACAAAUUGAAGUGCAAACUGAGAUCUUUAGAAAACCAGCUGUACACCUGUACCCAGAAAUACUCCCCUUGGGGAAUGAAAAAGGUGUUAUUGGAGAUGGAAGACCAGAAAAACAGCUAUGAGCAGAAAGCUAAGGAGUCGCUGCAGAAAGUGCUGGAGGAGAAAAUGAGCGCAGAGCAGCAACUGCAGAGCGCGCAGCGGUCCCUGGCUCUGGCUGAGCAGAAGUGUGAAGAGUGGAGGAGCCAGUACAAAGCUCUGAAGGAAGACUGGAAGAGCCUGGGGACCCAGCACAGAGAGCUGGAGAGCCAACUCCAUGUGCUUCAGUCCAAACUGCAGGGAGCAGACAGUAGAGACUUACAGAUGAACCAGGCUCUGAGACUUCUGGAGAAUGAGCACCAGGAACUGCAGGCCAAGAUUGAACACCUGCAGGGGGACAGAGACCUGUACAGCUCGGAUACGCAGCACCUACAAGAUCAACUGAAGAGGUCAGAGGAGGAGAAACUUGCCCUGGUGGCCAAAGUACAGCAGCUGCAGAGUCUGCUUCAGAAUCAAUCCUUACAGCUUCAAGAACAGGAGAAACUCUUAACAAAGAAAGGUCAGGCUUUGCCUGUGUGGAGUCCAAAGCCCUCCCAUAAGGAAGUGGAACCUGAGGGUACAGGGAAGGAGAAAGAACGGGAUUUCAGAGACCAGCUGCAAAAGAAGACUUUGCAGCUCCAGGCCAAGGAAAAGGAGUGCAGAGAACUGCAUCUGGAGUUAGACAACCUCAGCGACGAGUAUCUCUCCUGCCUGCGUAAGCUGCAGCACUGUCGAGAAGAGCUGAACCAGAGCCCACGGCCGCUUCCCAGAAGGCAAUGUGGCCAAUGGCUCUCGAUGCUGAUGGUAAUGAUUGCUAUAGCACUGGCAGUGUUCCUGGCCAACAAGGACAGCCUGAUGAUCUGAAUCACUUCGGACAGCUGCCUGGGUGAAAAUCUGAAGCAAGAAACUCAAAAAACUCAGAAUGUUUACAUACUUUAGAGUGUGGGUUUUCCCACAGAGAUUUCUGACUUUAUUAUUUUUUUAACCUACUGUAAAAUAAACUUCACCUAACAA
This is a messenger RNA of Lynx canadensis (Canada lynx), 2109 nucleotides long. It is a transcript of the gene TRAF3IP3, whose product is annotated as TRAF3 interacting protein 3. The coding region runs from base 298 to 1959 and encodes 553 amino acids. The transcript is spliced from 16 exons. NCBI's taxonomy places the organism in Eukaryota, Metazoa, Chordata, Mammalia, Carnivora, Felidae. The record is from RefSeq and is a predicted model, not a curated record.